UAUGUGGUAGAGAGGAGGGUGUUUGGGUCUUAUCAUUGCGUAAGUUGGACUGUGUCCAGUGCACUGUCCUGAACAUGACAUUUUUUAAUGACAUUACAGCCCAUUGACGGUAACUACAAUAAUGAAACCUGAACUCUGAAACCUUUGUUGUAGUUGUGCGUCAGCCGCAGUAACAGUGACAGAGGAGUCACUGCGCUGCGCGCCCCGCGGGGGUGCAUAGCUUCAGUCUAUGAUUGCUACGGGCAAAGACGAAGACAGAGAAGACAAGACUGCAGAGAAACCUCUUUAAAAGCUGUACCCAGUGAGGAUAUCUCCGACGGAGAUGACUGACAUACUGCGGCUGAUGUCAGAAGUGGACAGGCGGAUCUUCCAAACUCUCUCCCAGCUCUCUGAAAACGGUCUGACACAAAGUUUUAUUUAAAGCAGUGACUCUGUGACUCUGUGUUCGUCACAGAGUCACUGUUUUAUUUAAAGCAGUGACUCUGUGACGAACUCUUCAUACAGCUGCUGGUUGUUUAUAUUCUGUGCAUACACUGCUGAUGAAAUGCUCAUGUGUCUCCAUGUCGCCGUUUUUUUCAGAUUGAACUGUAUUUGGGCUGAUGUGUCCGCCUAUAUUGAACGUCAGAUGACCUUGCAGAAGGGGGUCCACCUGGCAGGACUGGGGACCUUCAGCUUCUCUCAGCAGAAGCUGGACAUAGGAAACAAGUUCACAGUGAUCCAAAGACCCAUCUUCCUCCUGGCUGGGAAACUAGUCCAGUCUCUGGGUUUAAAGCAGGUCAAGCCCCUGGCUGCAGCAACACACCUACCAGUGGUGCAACUGAACUUUGCAGCUGUGUCACAAGAGACUCCUUUCAGUCGAGAUGUAGUGGAGGGCUGCAUCAGAGAAACUCUUCUUUUCCUCUUCAGAGCUUUGGCCUCUGAACAAAACGUGUUCCUCACCUUCCAGGGAAUUGGAGUUUUGUCCUUUAAGAACAACAAGGUGCGGAUGAAGUUCAACAGAGAUUUUAUUAAUGCCAUGGAUGGAACUGGUCGUCUGCUGUUGACCUUUAACAAUAGACCUGGGAGCAGUGUCUCUUUACUCUCUGGUGGCCUGUCCAGGCUUCAGAGGCCACGGACUGCCGUCACCCUGCCAACUGUCUGCUCUCCUCAGCCAGACAACAAAGCCGGUGACAAAGAUCUAUGGUGCUUGUCACCAACUCCAGACCAGAGGAAUGCAGGAGGAAUUCCCCAACAUAGAGAAUCUAAAUCCCAUCAGCCACUGCAGCCGGCCAAGAUGAAAGCUGUCAGCCUGUCUGAAGAACUAAAUCCGAACCCCCCCACGGAGGCCACAGACAAGCCAACCACCUCCAUCACACCACCAGAGGCCACUCCCAAACUGGUCGAACCUCAUGUGAACGUCAGCUGCUCUGGUCACACCCGUGCUGGACAGGAGCUGUGCUACCUGUGUAUGCAGCGGGCCCAAAGAAACGUUCCAGUCUACCUGAGGGAGCAGCAGCAGGCAGAGGAGAAAGCUCAGGAGAAACUCUUACUGCUUAAAGAGCAACUGAGAGACAAGCAGUACAUGGACAAAGAACAGGAGAAGCUGAAUGAGCAGCGUGAGCAUGCAAAGCAAGUUGCUACCUACAACCUGCACAUGUCAGAGAAGAAAGAGAAGACUCACUGCCCUCUCUUUCCUACUUCAUUCGUCUUCCCGGCUCGGCCCCUCACUCCUGCCAGAAGGAUCCAGCAGCAUCGUUACAUGGACGAGCUUCAGAGACAGAUAGAGACUCGGCGGCGACAUGAGGCUCAAGACCAGCAGAACCGUGUACUCAUGGAGCGUCUAGACCAAGUCCAGCUGGUCCAGGAGAUAGCUUUGCAGAGAGCUCAGCAGCUCCGGCAGAAACAUGAGAAAACUACAAAUUACAAAAAGGCUCUGGACACGCAGGUGGGAGAUAAGAAGUGUACACACCCACCAGAGUGCCAGGCUGACAACUGCGGGUUCAACCGCUGUGAGACAGCAGCCAGCAAUGUAGAGAGACGAGAGAGGGCACAGAAGCUCUUCCAGUUAAAUUUCAGCGCUGCCACUCAGAGAAAGAAGGAAGAACUGCAAAACCGGCAACAACAGCUGGAGAAAGAGAGAGAAAUUCUCAAACACAACAAAAUGGAGCUGAUACUGGACCGCAUUAAUCGCUUUGAGAAGAGGCGGGACAUCAGUAAGUCGCUAGAGGAUGAGUGGUGUCGCAGUGCGAAGCUCAAGCACCAACAAGAGGAAGAGGAGAGACGCUUCCUGAGGUCUGCUGGUCAGCUCCUGGUAGAUAAGCUUGCACAGUACAAGCGCUGCUGCCAGUGUCAGAGGAGGACCACCAACUGUGGAGAGACCAACAUCUGGAAAGAGUCUCAUUACCUCUCUGGCUCACAGUUCAUGAUCUGACGAACAGUGUAGCCUGCAGCAGCACUUAAACAACAAUACCUCACAGCCUAAACAAGACCUCAACCCUUACAACUCAUUAUGUGACGGUCACUAAAGAUUAUGAUGAGUCAAGGAUAUGUGAAGCGACUGAUACUUGUGUGUUUUGUUGUUCAGCAUGCACGCUCCUCUGUUUUCAUGUGAGAUUUAGUAUUGCUCCGUUCUUAAAUCAGUCUUCAGAGUUUGUUGUACUUUUAUUUUUCCUAGAAUAUAGUUGUGUUUGGUAAUUAUAUGUCACAAGACUACGUUACAAUAUUAACCCAUAACAUAUUCAGUCAAUAAAAUCAUUGUGAAUUUCUCUCACUUUAUCAGCCGUCUUACACAGUCACAUACACACACAGGUGUUUCUUGAUGAUGAAACACAAAUACACAAGGCUGCACAGUUUGUCCAAAGGCUCGUGUUGAGAUUAUGAAUCACUUUGCUGAUUAAAAUGGUUUUGGUCAGUUCAAAGUAGCUAUUUUUACUUUUUUCUCAGGCUUAGCAAAUACAUCACAGAUGAAGAAAACAUGUUGCUAAAGGCUCUUGGCUGCGGCUUUAAGUUCAGAUUUGUGUAGCUAACAUUAGCAAGAGCCUGGAAUCACAGUGUUUCCUCCGCCUCACUCCCCACCGCUACAGAACUAUUCACCAGGAGAUGAACAGGCAGCAGCUCAGCAGACAGCUGAGGGGUUUGCGCUGGCCGAAUUUGAAGGUCUCUCUGCAGAGCUGCUGCCUGCUCUCCUCCUGGGAAAGUAGUCCACAGCAGCAGGAGGUGGAGAGACAGUGAGGUGGCUAACGUUAGCAAAUUCUUGUGUCAUUUAUGAUUUGAUAAAGAGAGAGAGCAGGGCAAGCAGCUGAGUUGAACCGAGUGCAACUGUACAAUGAAAUAAAAUUUAAUAAAUCAAUGUAUGGGAACCACUGGGUUACUAUAUGA
Molecule: messenger RNA, 3357 nt
Organism: Epinephelus fuscoguttatus (brown-marbled grouper)
Lineage: Eukaryota; Metazoa; Chordata; Actinopteri; Perciformes; Serranidae
Product: coiled-coil domain-containing protein 81-like
Exons: 15
Coding region: 545-2410 (621 amino acids)
Cellular component (GO): centrosome
Source: RefSeq, a predicted model, not a curated record